UAUCCUUUUUUGCUUAUUAUAUUAAUUGAAUUUGUUCAUACAAAGAGCCUUCCCAAUUCCCAAAUUCAAUCUACAUCGACGGCCUCAAAUCGUUCAAUUCUCGUUCCCCACUUUUGACCGUCGAUCCCCUCAUCACGACCCCUGCAUAAAUCUGGAUCCGUCACUUCAGGCAUUGUCUGAACUGUGUAGUGUAAAGUUUGAGUGACAAAGAGCUGAUCAUCUCUCCUGCUUGACUUUCCGAUCACAGUUGAUCAGAUAUGUCUUCGUCUGAUAAACCGGAAGUAGUUGAAAGGGGUGUUAAGGAUGACGAACACAAGGACAAGGAUCAAGAAGAAGGGAAGGGUGGGUUCCUUGAGAAGGUGAAGGAUUUCAUUCAUGAUAUCGGUGAGAAGAUCGAGGAAACAAUUGGGUUUGGGAAGCCAACGGCGGAUGUUACUGGGAUACACAUUCCAUCAAUUAAUCUUGAGAAGGCUGAACUUAUUGUUGAUGUGCUUAUAAAGAACCCAAAUCCAGUACCGAUCCCUCUAAUUGACAUUAAUUACUUGAUUGAGAGCGAUGGGAGAAAGCUAGUUUCGGGAUUGAUACCAGAUGCAGGUACAAUCCAUGCACGUGGAGAAGAGACUGUCAAAAUACCUGUUACUUUGAUUUAUGACGACAUAAAGAAUACUUAUCAUGAUAUUAAACCUGGAAGCAUCGUACCAUACAAGGUCAAGGUUGAUCUCAUUGUGGAUGUUCCUGUCAUCGGAAGGAUUACCAUUCCUCUGGAAAAAACUGGAGAGAUACCCAUACCAUAUAAGCCUGAUGUUGAUCUUGAGAAAAUUCAUUUUGAGAGCUUCUCCUUUGAGGAGACUGUUGCAGUUCUUCAUUUGAAAUUGGAAAAUAAGAAUGAUUUUGAUCUGUGCCUCAAUGCACUAGAUUACCAGAUCUGGCUUGCUGAUGUUAGCAUUGGAGGUGCUGAACUCACCAAAUCUGCCAAAAUUGAGAAGAGUGGAAUUAGUUACAUUGAUAUUCCUUUCACCUUCAAGCCCAAGGACUUUGGUUCUGCACUAUGGGACAUGAUUAGAGGAAAGGGUACAGGUUAUACCAUCAAAGGAAAUAUUAAUGUUGACACCCCCUUUGGAGCAAUGAAACUGCCCAUCAGCAAGGAAGGAGGCACCACCCGUCUGAAGAAGAAUAAAGAAGAUGGUGGUGACGACGAUGAUGAUGAGGAAUGAAGAAGAAAUGGCAGUAAAAUUAUCAACUAGCUGUUGUUUUAUUGGCGGUGAAGAUCUGUUAGAAUUUUAAUUAUAAGAUGGAAUUGAACUUCUGGGCAUUACUUGAUGGUGAGCUUUGUAUUUCCAUGGGUGUGUUUUAUUCAUAGUCCGAUGGGAUGUUCUACUUAUAUUCCCAUGUUCAUGUGUGAGUUAUUAUUUGAUGAAGAAAACUUGCUAUUAUUAUUAUUGUUUGCCAAAAUUUAUAAUCGAAAUGAGUUUAGUCUGAA
Messenger RNA from Neltuma alba, 1480 nucleotides. RefSeq lists its product as uncharacterized. Gene Ontology annotation, biological process: response to desiccation. NCBI's taxonomy places the organism in Eukaryota, Viridiplantae, Streptophyta, Magnoliopsida, Fabales, Fabaceae. The coding region runs from base 258 to 1214 and encodes 318 amino acids. The transcript is spliced from 3 exons. Gene Ontology annotation, cellular component: cytosol. The record is from RefSeq and is a predicted model, not a curated record.